Messenger RNA from Adineta ricciae, 1065 nucleotides. Lineage: Eukaryota; Metazoa; Rotifera; Eurotatoria; Adinetida; Adinetidae. The record is from the annotation of a GenBank genome assembly.
AUGUCGAACACUACCGAAGCGAUCAAUCAGCUCAACACGGCGACUACCACCAUUGCACUUAUAUUGUCUCUCAUUAACUUUCCACCAGGUGCCGUUGGCCUUAUCUUCAACGUUCUAGUAUUUACUCGACCAGUUCUAAACCGUCAACCAUGUUCAUUUUAUUUCCUGAUCUCAACAUUGUUUAACUUAUUUGUUGUAUUCAUUAUUCUGCCUGUACGGAUUGUUUCCAACAGCUUCAAUCUGGAUCUAGCCAAUUACAACCUUGGAAUAUGCAAAACAGAAUUCUACUCGUUCUAUGUAGUGCGUGUCGUCUCCAUCUGGUUAAUUCUGUUGGCAUGCAUCGAUCGAUACUUUCAUAGUUCAUCGAAUAUCAAGUUACGUCGACUGAGUUCUUUGAAAAUGGCUCGAAUAUCUUCUAGUGUGCUUACUUUGUUAAUGAUUGUCAUCUACAGUCAUAUGAUCGUUUAUUUUGAAAUCGCCAAUGUCACCAGUCAAACUGGUCAAGCUACACAAACGUGCAAUGCAAGAAAAGGCACAUAUCGAAGUUUUAGUGCAUCCUGGCAUAUGACCUUGUAUUCAUUAUGCCCAUCAUCUCUGAUGUUAUUAUUUGGCAUUCUAACAGUGAGAAACAUUCAUCAACAUCAUCGGAUCAUACCAACACAUAGUGAUAACAAUCAACGCCAUAAUCGUCGAACAGAUAUGCAACUGCUACGAAUGUUAACCAUUCAAGUUCUUUUCAUUAUUGUCUCCACAAUGCCGUCCAGUGCUAUUCGUUUGUAUUCAUCAUUUACUGCAACUACGACAAAGAAUGCAUUUCAAACUGCUCAAGAAAACUUAGCCACUCAAUUAUGCAAUUCUCUUUCAUAUUUUGCCCAUUCAACUAGUUUUUAUCUGUACACAUUGACUGGUAGUUUAUUUCGAACAGAGCUCACUAAAAUUAUAGGUCGCUGUUUUCAUUUUCGUUCGAACUUUAUUGAAACGUCUGGAACUGGUCAAAAUCAAAUGUCACUCAAUCCAAUCAAUCAACAACGUAAUACAGCCGUCGUCGUUAUUGAUCAUCAAUGA